AUGACCGACGGCACACGUAUCGAGCGCCUAUGCAGACCGACAGCGACACGACUGAGGUCUUCCCUCGUCAUCCCCUCGCUUCCGCAAGUUCUCACGGAACUUGCGCACAACGCGCUUGACGCCGGCGCAACCCGCAUCGAGUGCUGGGUCAACCUCGUCCCCGGUGACGAGAGCGCGCGCCUCGAGGACGACGGACACGGUAUCGGGCUAGAGGACCUCGGUAUUGUGGGACAACGAUACAGCACAAGCAAGGAGACGGAGGGAUGGUCCGGUAACGGCGUCUACGGGUUUCGCGGAGAGGCGCUCGCGUCCAUAGCCGCGCUCUCGUUAAUGGAGAUAUCCUCCCGCGAACCAGAUGGUGAGACGUAUUCGAAGAUCGUGCGGAACGGUCAGACGAUAUACCUCGGCAAGGCCCGACACGAUCUCGGCCGUGCACAGGGUACUACAAUCUUCGUCCGCGACCUCUUCCAUGCGAUUCCGGUGCGCCGCGCAUCACUCGCUGCGGCCCCGGCGUCUUCCCUCACGGCAUGUCGACAGGCGAUUGAGGCACUCGUCCUCGUCGCGCCCAAGGUCCGGUGGACGCUGUGGGAGGACAAGCUGGGUGGCAUGCGGAAGGCCCUCCAUUGGGGCGGGGGCAAGAACAGCACCGAGGCGUUCCGCGGGAUAUAUGGGCACGCAAGCGUCGAGCGCGUGCUGAAGAUACGCGUGUCGUCUGGCGACAGGCGAAUGGACGGGUUCAUUAGCCUCGAGGGCGCGUUUACCAAGGCACACCAGCAUCUCUACAUCAACGGCUAUUCUGUUGCGAGCUCGGAGCUGCGCAAGCUCAUAGAACGCCGUUUCGCUGCGAGCCAGUUCUCCGCCUUGUCUAACAAUCUGGACGACGGGAGCGCGGCGCCCACGAAGAAGCGGCCCUCACCCCGCCGACUGGAGCGGUUCCCCGUCUACGUCCUCAACAUCAGCCUGCCUUCCAGCGAAGUUGAUGCCGCAUACGAUGCACGCAAGUCGACGAUCGGGUACAAGCAGCAGCCUGGCAGAACGCGUGCGUUCGUCAUCGCCGUCAUCGACGACUUCCUCCGCAAGAACGGGUUUGGCGUGCCAAGAUGUGGCACUGACUCACCUGUCCCGAGUCCCAGCAAACCACUCUCCCCGCGUCAGUCCGGCCGGAGCUCCACAGCUAUCCCCGAGGAGCGGGAGCCAAACCCGGCGAGGAGGUUAUUCUUAUUGAGCUACCGCCUUGGUAGUGUCACCCCUAAUGCUCUGGACAGCCCGCCGGCCGGUGACGAUACGUUGGAGCCUGAGGCGGACAAGCCGCUUGAUGACCAGGACAGUGUGCCUAUGCCAGAGACAGAGCCGUUCUCGAUUGAAGAGCUGCUCAAGACCUCUGGUCAGGUCAUCACACGCACACGCACGUUCGAAGAGCGCGACGAUGAAGAGCCAACAACAUACGUGACGUCCUGGCUACCGCCCGUGCCGUCCGAUAUGAAGUUCACUCACCAAUCCAUUACGUCUGCCACUGUCCUGCCACAGGUGGACCGCAAAUUCGUCCCCUGUGUAAUGCUGGCUGAGGACCACUCCAAGGCACAGCCAAAGGCCCUAGUCGUUAUCGACCAGCACGCCGCAGAUGAGCGCGUUGCCGUGGAACAGAUCCUGGACGCGUUGAACGAGGGCUUUGCGCGCAAUGACAUUCUGGUCACCGAGCUCGGGGAGGGCCUAGUGCGAGUGGUCCUCACACGGCAGGAGAUGGCGGCACUCGAGACCCCAGGUGUCCGUGAGGUCGUCCGGCGUUGGGGCAUUGGCCUUGACGACACCGUAGCGUCCAAGGGUGAAUACACCCAAGUCAACGCGACCUGCGUCCCUAAGCUACUCGACGCUCGGCUUGGACGCAAGAACCCGACCGAGCUCACCCGCCUGCUCCGCCUCUAUCUCCCUGAGCUAGCUGAUCACAUCUCUGAAAUCCAAGUGCUCACCAUGGUCCUCGACCGCGGGACCCGUGACCGCGCCCACAGCUGGGCGAGCGUGCAGCGCUGGAUGCCGCAAGAGAUGGUCGAGCUCGCCAACUCAAAGGCAUGUCGCGGUGCAAUCAUGUUUGAGGACCGUCUCGACACUGAUCAGUGCGAGCGGCUUGUGGGGCAGCUUGGUGCCGCCCGUAACCCUUGGAUCUGCGCUCACGGACGUCCAACGCUCGCGCCACUCACCCUCAUACCACAGUAUCGACCUCCUGCGCGCCGCCCAAUUGACUGGGCCGCAUGGAAGCGCAAGCACUUCGAGCAGCCCCGCCCCAGCGCAGUAUAG
This is a messenger RNA of Cutaneotrichosporon cavernicola, 2292 nucleotides long. RefSeq lists its product as uncharacterized. The transcript is spliced from 8 exons. NCBI's taxonomy places the organism in Eukaryota, Fungi, Basidiomycota, Tremellomycetes, Trichosporonales, Trichosporonaceae. Gene Ontology annotation, biological process: mismatch repair. Gene Ontology annotation, cellular component: mismatch repair complex. Bases 1 to 2292 code for a protein of 763 amino acids. Gene Ontology annotation, molecular function: ATP-dependent DNA damage sensor activity; ATP binding; ATP hydrolysis activity. The record is from RefSeq and is a predicted model, not a curated record.